Molecule: messenger RNA, 1128 nt
Organism: Penicillium oxalicum
Lineage: Eukaryota; Fungi; Ascomycota; Eurotiomycetes; Eurotiales; Aspergillaceae
Product: WD-repeat containing protein SWD2
Exons: 3
Coding region: 1-1128 (375 amino acids)
Cellular component (GO): Set1C/COMPASS complex
Molecular function (GO): protein binding; chromatin binding
Source: RefSeq, a predicted model, not a curated record
AUGGCCGAAGGCCCGCAGCUUACGGGCCUGGCUCAGUCAAGUGGGCAGGCCACUCAGCCCUCACAGUCUCUGAAGAUAUCCGAUGUAAUUCGAAGCUACCGCCCAUGCAAGGCCUUCAAGAGCUCUAAAUCCGAGUCAGCCUCUCAUUGCACAACCUCCUUGGACUUCGAUGAUCAGGGUGAAUUUGUUGUCGCGGCGGGUGACGACGAGACGAUCCAGAUUUUCGACGUCAAAGAAGGAAAAUCCACCAAAUCGGUCCCUAGCAAGAAAUACGGGGUCCAUCUCGCUCGGUUUACCCACCACUCUCGUCAGGUACUGCACGCCAGUACCAAGGUCGAUCAUUCCCUGCGUCUACUGGAUCUCCACAACGAAGGGUAUGUGCGCUACUUCUCAGGGCACACAGACAAGGUCACAUGCUUGGCAAUGUCUCCAGGUAGCGAUGCCUUCAUCUCGUGCUCCAAGGACGACACCGUCACAGUCUGGGAUCUGGGCUCUCGAAAUCCACAAGGCAAAUUAAAAUUGGCCACUCCUUAUCUUGUUGCAUUUGACCCGUCUGCUUCGGUUAUCGCAAUUGCCUCUCAGGCAACCUCCUCGAUCCUCCUUUACGAUUUCCGAAACUAUGAUAAAGCGCCCUUCUCCACUUUCGACCUAGCGCCAUAUGAGGAGAUGUACACACCCUCAACUCGUGGGCGCGCUUGGACAAGGCUUGAGUUCUCCAAUGAUGGAAAGUACUUGAUGGUUGGAACCGAUUAUCACGGACACUACAUAUUGGAUGCUUUUGAUGGAACCAUCAAGGCUUUCUUGACUGGAAAGAGUGGAUCGCCUGGGCGAGCCGCGCCUAUUUCAACCACCGGCAAGCCUCUUGGUCAAGGUGACGCCUGCUUUACGACGGAUGGACGAUUUGUGAUUGGGGGUAAUGGAGACCAGCAAGAUGUGCUUGUCUGGGAUCUGAAUGACAUUCGAGAAGGGCGACAAGCGAACGUAUCACUCCAACCUGCGGCGAGAUUGUCCCACCAAAGCCGGACCGCACUGAUUGAGUAUAAUCCGCGCUACCAUAUGAUUGCAAGUGCCGACCGAGACAUCGUUUUCUGGCUCCCUGAUGAGCCAUCCAGACCCUCCGACAAGUAG